This is a messenger RNA of Durotheca rogersii, 2270 nucleotides long. Its product is annotated as bicyclomycin resistance protein. The record is from RefSeq and is a predicted model, not a curated record. NCBI's taxonomy places the organism in Eukaryota, Fungi, Ascomycota, Sordariomycetes, Xylariales, Xylariaceae. Bases 316 to 2055 code for a protein of 579 amino acids. Gene Ontology annotation, molecular function: transmembrane transporter activity. Gene Ontology annotation, biological process: transmembrane transport. The transcript is spliced from 2 exons.
CGUCUUUAAUUAGAACCCCCAGCGCCCACCUACCCAUCCGGGACGCAUAGUAUCAUACCACCAUACCCGAGCAAGCCUUCCCAGUGCCAAUCAGUCGCGCUGGGGUUAGACUCGCCCAAGCCUUCGGCGAAGAAGCCAAGCACAGGUAAGCCUUCUCUAAACCUGCAACUCACGCAUGCCAGCCCUUUUUUUUUUUUUCGUUUGUUUUUCAGUCGCAUCUCUAGCCUUGGGUGACAUUACUGGCUUAGCUAGCUAGACUGAUCCGUAUCGAAUCGAGUUGUUGACAGGCGCCUGCCCGCUGACUAGAUUUCAUCAAUGACGUCCAGCACGGCGUCGACCGCCGCCGGGACGCAUCCCGACGGCGAGCGCGACAAUGACGUCGACAUACAGCUCAGUCGCAAGAUAAGCCAGGCCGUGGACGAGGGUCACGACGCGGAUAUCCCGUCGAGCGAAGGGUUCGUGCUUACGGAACAGGAGGAGCUCAAGCGAAGGCGAUCGAUAGCCGAGCGGAGGAGGAAUUCCAUCGCCAGCAAGAGGAGCAAAGCUGAUCGCGACGUCGAGAAGGGCCGCCAGCCGGGCCAGGGUGUGCUCUUGGGUGCCAGCGACGAAAACGACGAUGGCAGCGACGACGCCAAUGUCGUCUGGUGGGACGGCCCCAACGAUCCCGAGAACCCGUACAACUGGCCGACCUGGCGCAAGGGUCUCAACUGCAGUCUCAUCAGUGCUAUGACGUUCAUCUCCCCGCUCGCAUCGUCCGUCUUCGCCCCCGGCGUUCCUCAGGUUAUGCGCGAAUUCCAGUCCACCUCCUUAGAGAUUGCCGCUUUCGUAGUGUCGGUGUACGUGCUGGGUUUCGCGGCGGGCCCUAUGUUGUUCGCACCGCUCUCCGAGAUAUACGGUCGGGUCAUAUUGUACCACAUAUGUAACGUCGGAUUUGUGGCUUUCUCGGUUGGCUGCGCACUCGCCCCCACCCUGAACGCCUUGAUCGUCUUCCGGUUCUUCGCGGGCGUGUUCGGCUCGGCGCCCAUCACGAACGGCGGUGGCUCUAUCGCUGACAUGAUCGCUCAGGAGAAGCGAGGAGCCGCGAUGGCCAUAUUCAGCAUCGGUCCGCUUCUGGGACCCAUUAUCGGUCCCGUAGCUGGGGGUUUCCUGACCGACGCCAAGGGCUGGAGGUGGGCGUUCUGGUUGCUGACCAUUGUGGGUGGCUUCCUGACGAUAUUGAUGCUCUUCAGCAUGAAAGAGAGCUAUGCACCCGUUAUCUUGGAGAAAAAGGCUGCUCGGCUACGCAAGGAGACCGGUAACGACCUGAUCCGGUCAAAGCUCGACGUGGGCUUAUCGGCCAGCGACUACUUCAAGCGAGGCAUCAUCCGACCCUUUCGAAUGCUGUUCCUCUCCCCCAUCGUCGCUAUUACCGCCCUCUACAUGGCCGUCACGUACGGCUAUCUAUACCUCAUGUUCACUACUAUCACCCAAGUGUUUAUGCAAUAUUACGGCUUCUCUACGAGCACGGUCGGCUUAGCCUUCCUCGGGCUCGGCGCGGGAAGCCUGUUCGGAAUUGCCAUAUUUAGCCUUACCUCUGAUAAGUACAUACAGAGGAAGGCGGCCGAGGACGAUGCGAAAGCUCAGACGGCUGGCAAGGCUACGUCGGGUAUAAAGCCAGAAUACCGCCUACCCCUACUCCCCGUUGGAGCCAUGUUGAUCCCGGCUGGGUUGUUUAUCUACGGCUGGACGGCAUCCUACAGGGUACAUUGGAUCGCCCCUAUUAUCGGAAUGACCGUGGUAGGCGUAGGCAAUAUCCUCGUUUUUAUGACGAUUCAGAUGUACCUCGUCGAUACCUUUACUAUCUACGCCGCUUCGGCUAUCGCAUCUAAUACGGUGGUUAGAUCGACAGCCGGCGCCGUGCUCCCGCUGGCUGGCCUGCCGAUGUACGAUAAACUAGGCAUCGGCUGGGGCAACAGUCUGCUCGGCUUCAUCGCUGUUGCUUUAUUCCCCGUAGCGGUUGUUAUUAUCAGGUACGGAGAAUAUUUACGGCAUAGGUUCGCGAUCAAGAAUCUCUAGUCGCUAGAUCGGUAGGUAUGCUUUUGCUAGCUUUCUCCUAGAAAAAAUUGGGUUAGUUGCAUCAACGAGGAGACGGGCGCAUAUAAAAAGGUUGGGUAAACAGACGCCUUCUAUCCUUUAUACUUAUAACUAUAGAGAGGUCGUCACAGCUACCGAUGCCGUCUUUCUGUGCCGCAUGUAUUGGGCCGUCUAGACCAUAGAUUGAGUUAUGCCCU